This is a messenger RNA of Trichomonas vaginalis G3, 518 nucleotides long. RefSeq lists its product as uncharacterized. The transcript has a single exon. The annotation marks the transcript as partial. The record is from RefSeq and is a predicted model, not a curated record. Lineage: Eukaryota; Parabasalia; Trichomonadida; Trichomonadidae.
AUGUCAUAUGACGACAAGUAUAGACACUUCUCCAUGGCAAAGAUGAGACAAGUUUUAAAUAUUUACAAUAACCGUAAACAAAAAGGUUUGGGAAACCACUCCCCCGAAGAAAUGAAAAACAACCCUGACUUAGAGAAAGACUAUAUAUUUAAUAAUUUAGUCAAAAGAGACAAACAAGAAAGAAUGCCGGGCUUCAAACUUCAGAAAGGUGACAAAGUAAAAAUAGAAAUACCUAAACGCGACCCAUAUGAAAAUACUAUUGACUAUGACAACAAUGGGAACCCGACAGGUACUCACAUUCGUGUUCGUAAAAAUAGAAGAAAGUAUACAAGAGAAUAUUAUGAAGUUUUAGGCAAACAUGGCAAAAUGUACACACUGCAAGCAGAAGAUAAAACUACUAUUGUCAGACCUCGUUUCAAACUUGUCAAAGUUCAAGGUGGUAUACUUUCAAAGACAGUUCCUAACAAAUAUAAGACAACUCCUGACGAAUAUGCUAAGAAGUUGAAAAUGACGACUAA